This is a messenger RNA of Scophthalmus maximus (turbot), 6279 nucleotides long. It is a transcript of the gene sema6d, whose product is annotated as sema domain, transmembrane domain (TM), and cytoplasmic domain, (semaphorin) 6D, like. Gene Ontology annotation, molecular function: chemorepellent activity; semaphorin receptor binding. Lineage: Eukaryota; Metazoa; Chordata; Actinopteri; Pleuronectiformes; Scophthalmidae. The record is from RefSeq and is a predicted model, not a curated record. Gene Ontology annotation, biological process: neural crest cell migration; semaphorin-plexin signaling pathway; positive regulation of cell migration. The transcript has 20 exons. Bases 258 to 3596 code for a protein of 1112 amino acids.
UUACCGUGGUGAUUUAAGAAGAGACCCAGCUUCGCAGGAUGGAGAUGCCAGAGUUAAACAUGAAGGUUCCUGGAUAAACGCAAAUCUCGCUUCGUAGUGCUGCCCUCUGAUCUUAGCAUCUCAUACCACAGGCUGCGUUUAUCUGGAGUCUGGGACCUGCAGCUUGUUGAUGGGAACCUGAGGGACUCCAGAGCAGCUCUGGCCAGGAGGUAACAACUCCACCAGUGUGAAACAGGAAGUGUCGUCUGUGAGCAGCCAUGGGCCAGAGAGCUGCGCUUCUGCUCAGUGAGCUGCUGCUGCUGCUACUGACAGCCUCACGCACUCUCCUCGCAGUCAGCUUCCCAGAGGACAACAUACCCCUCGAUGUCGUUGACGCACACUUUUCACGGAGGUACCCUGUGUUCAGAGGCAGGCCCUCUGGCAAUGAGUCACAGCAUCGCCUUGACUUUCAGCUGAUGACCAAGAUACAGGACACACUGUUCAUCGCCGGCAGAGAUCAGGUGUACCUAGUCAGUCUGAGGGAAUCCUACAGGAAUGAGAUCAUUCCUUACCGGAAGCUAACAUGGCGAUCAGGCCAAGCUGACAGAGAGACGUGUGCCGUCAAGGGAAAACACAGAGACGAGUGCCACAACUUCAUCAAAGUGCUGGUUCCCAGAAACGAUGACCUGGUAUUCAUCUGUGGUACCAACGGCUUCAACCCCAUGUGCAGAUACUACAGGCUGGAUAACCUUGAGUUAGAUGGAGAAGAGAUCAAUGGACUGGCACGGUGCCCAUUUGACUCCAAGCAAACCAAUGUUGCCCUUUUCGCUGAAGGGAAGCUGUACUCCGCCACUGUAGCCGACUUCCAGGCCAGUGAUGCUGUCAUCUAUCGCAGUAUGGGUGAUGGAUCGGCCUUGAGGACUAUCAAAUAUGACUCCAAAUGGCUGAAAGAACCUCAUUUCCUGCACGCAGCAGAGUAUGGGAAUUAUGUGUACUUCUUCUACCGAGAGAUUGCAGUAGAGCACAGCAAUCUGGGCAAGGUUGUGUAUUCUCGCGUGGCCCGGAUCUGUAAAAAUGACGUUGGUGGGUCACAGCGAGUGCUAGAGAAGCACUGGACGUCUUUUGUGAAGGCGAGGCUGAACUGCUCCGUGCCAGGGGAGUCCUUCUUCUACUUUGAUGUGCUUCAGUCCAUCACCGACAUCAUCAACAUCAAUGGUGUUCCAUCGGUGGUGGGUGUGUUUACCACACAGAUGAACAGUAUCCCGGGGUCAGCAGUGUGUGCCUUCUCCAUGGCCGACAUAGAGAAAGUAUUCUUGGGCCGGUUCAAAGAGCAGAAGACUCCUGAUUCUGUGUGGACUCCAUAUCCAGAGGAGAGACUGCCCAAACCCCGACCCGGGUGCUGUGCAGGUCAUGGUCCAGCUGCGUCCCUUAAGAGCUCCAUCGAGUUCCCGGACGACACCCUGCAGUUCAUCAAGUCCCACCCCCUCAUGGACACAGCUGUGCCUUCCAUCGGGGAUGAGCCUUGGUUCACCAAGACACGUGUCAGGUACAGGCUGACAGCGCUGGCUGUGGACAAUGAAGCAGGACCCCACAAGAAUUACACAGUGGUGUUCAUCGGGGCCGAGUCAGGUGUUGUCCUCAAGGUUUUGGCCAAGACCACCUCAGUGUCUCUGAAUGAUAGCCUGCUUCUAGAGGAGAUCGACGUCUUCAACAGGGCAAAGUGCCUGUCUAACCGUGAAGAUGACAAGCGUGUCCUCUCGCUGCAUGUGGACAAAGACAACCACAGCCUGUAUGUCGCCUUCUCAAGCUGUGUCAUCCGCAUUCCCCUGAGUCGCUGUGAAAGGCAUUCUUCUUGCCACAAGUCCUGCAUUGCAUCAAGGGAUCCUUACUGUGGCUGGAAACCUCAUGGAGCUUGUGAGAGGAUUCAGCCUGGUGUUUCGUCUGGAUAUGAGCAGGACAUUGAGUUUGGAAACACUGCACACCUGGGAGACUGUCAAGCGUUUUUGGGCCCUACUUCAGCGCCAGAUUACAAAUCUUUUGGCGACCCUACCUCUGACAUGGAGUUUUCAUCUGCGCCAGUCACUGUCCAGCCCAGUGGGCCCAUACACCCCCCACAACUCAUACCCACUCAGAACCCCAGCUCUGGGCCUGGGCCAGAGCUCUACGGCUCGGGCUUUGUGCUGCAGGAUGACCCAGCAACAUCCCAUUCUUUAGACUCUAUCCCAGGGGGCCAAGAGGGUGUGUGGGAUAUCCAGGCAGGUGAGACCAACCAGAUGGUCCACAUGAACAUCCUCAUCACAUGCGUGUUUGCUGCUUUUCUCAUGGGUGCUCUCCUAGCUGGUCUGAUAGUUUUCUGCUAUCGAGACUCAUUCCUUCGUAAACCAAGACAUGUCCACAAGGACGCAGAGUCUGCACCAUCCUGCUCGGACUCCACUGGAAGCUUUGUCAAGCUCAACGGUCUCUUUGACAGUCCUGUAAAGGAGUACCAAACCAACAUCGAUUCUCCCAAGAUGUACACCAAUAUGCUGAGCAAUGGCAAAGACCUGAAUACACCCAAUGGUGAUACCAAGACCAUGAUCCUACGGGAAGGCUGUCAGCCCCCAGAGCUGGCUGCCCUGCCUACACCCGAGUCCACGCCUGUGCUUCAGCAGAAAGGCCUCCAGCCCAUUAAAAACCAGUGGGAGAGGGCUCAGGGCAAGGUCAGUGGGCCUCAUAAGGACUCCAACUCAUCAGCAACAGCCGUUAGUCCUCAGUUCCUUCCUUCCUCCCCUGCUCCUCCCAACGCCAACCCCCACCAUCCUCACCUUGCCCUGGGACACUCCCACAUCCCUAGUGCAGUUGUCCUACCCAAUGCUACACACGACCACCCUAACCUUGACAAUGGAGAUGAUACACUGCCACAUUCGUCUGAAAAGAAACUGAAGAAUCCUGAUUCUAGGGGAAGUAGGAAAGACCAGAAGAGAUCUGUGGAUGCCAGAAACACUCUAAAUGACCUUUUAAAACACCUCAAUGACUCUGUGGCAAACCCCAAGGCCAUUCUUCAAGAAGGAUCAGGGCCCCGCCCAAGACAACAUCUCACACUGGAGCCCAUGGAGGAACUGACUGAAUUACCCCCCAGGGUGCCCAGCCGUGAGGCUUCCCUGUACUCUCCCUCCUCCUCCCUGCCGAGGCACAGCCCCACCAAGAGGGUUGAUGUGCCUAUGCCCACCACUCCCACCACACCAACGGGCAGCCUGAGCAUGGGGGGCACUAUGGAGAGGCAAAGAGGGGGGUACCAACUCCACAGGAGUGCUUCUCACAGGCAGUCCUUAUCCACGUCACCAAAUGGUGUAACUAUGGGGGUGUCUGUGUCUCGCCAACACAGUAUGAACAGAGGGGGUUACAUGCCCCCAACACCCCCCUCUAGACUCGACUCUCAUGGUGGAGUAAUGGGGGCAGGAAUGCACUCAGCUCACCCACCCUCUGUAUCACGACAGAGCAGCUACAGUGGGUAUGGCUCACUCCCUCGCACUGGGCUCAAACGGACCCCAUCGCUAAAGCCAGAUGUGCCCCCCAAACCCAAUGGGUUUUCACCACAGACUCCACAGAUGCGAGUGGUCAACAAGUACAGUUAUUAAAAGAGCAUGGACACUUCUCAGUGAGCUCUUGGCCUUGACUGUAGAGCUUUGAGCCCUGCGGGCUUGGGGGGCUAUGGAUGGGGUAUGGCCUAGUGUGUGUUUGUGUAUCGACUUGAGGUGUGUUUGCCCUUUAAAUGAUAUGCACAGUCACUCAUACUAAAAAGGGAAUAUCACAUGUGGCCAAAGAUACUCCUUGGGGCUUUUGUGCUCCCUACGUCUCCAUCUCCCGCCGUUGUCAUAGUAGCCUCGAGAUAUGAACAGUGGGCAGUGGUAAAUCUGCUGCUCCCCGUUGUAUCUGGGCUUGGGCGUCGCCCAUUCCCAAAUAAGGUACAAGGUUUAAGACACCGCUACGGUGUCUGUGCGUGUGGUACCACGUCAAAACAGUGGAAUACUUGAAGAAUGGGUGUCAUUUGUCACUGCCCUUGAGCACUGUCUUCCCACUAAUGUGAACUGAACAGAGAGGAGAGGCCUUUGUUAGUAAGAUGGCUGGGGCAGAGGAGAGGAGAAUCAAUUAUCAUGGAGUUUGUGUUGCUUAAGAUACAUAUGACUACGAACAGCUGAAUCAGGCAGCAAGCGAACAUAGCGAACAACAUGUGUUGAUUGAUAGGAAAGCAGGCUUAUCCAGAGGCAGCACACAUAUUAGGCCUUCACACUUGGUAAUCAAGACUGAUGCCACAUGCCAGAGGAUGCACUUUAAGUCCUGUCCAAGACCCAAGUCACUGUCUUUCAUUUCAACAAUAUUAUCUAUUUUCUGGUCUUAUUUGAACCCAUAUGAAGCAAGCCUAAAGCAUAUUUUGUGUCACUGUUUCUGGUAAUUUGGUUUGGCUGGCGUUAGGUUGGUUAUGCUGAGUGAAUACUGGGACACGGACACCAACUCACUGGGAAAUUGUACUUAGUAUUUGCUGCUAUUUUAGACAUAGGUGUUUGUCUUUGAGGCAUUUUUUUCUCCACCAGACUGGGAUAGCCCCUGGUAUGGGUGUGCACAUCUGCUUGGCGGUGAGCGUGUGUGUUAUAUUCGAGACAGAGUCAAAGUUAUAACGUUUUUUGCAACCAAACGCACUGUUAAAACUGAUGCAUGGGGUCCUCUCCAGGACUGAAACCUCCACCAACCUCCACUGCCCCUUAUAGGAAUUUUACUGGUGGUUCAAGAGACUUCUUACUUUAUGUAGCUGAAGUUUUAAGAAAAGAAAAAACAUUUCUCAUCCCACUCUAUAAAUUAAUUUUGAACAAAAUUAUUUGCCUUCAUCAUGUUUUACUGUCUUAUUUAAGAAGAUUCUACCAUAUAAAAACACCAAUGUUUUAGCUCAUGCAAUAUGGUUUCAACUUUUCAGGGCACUUCUGCUGUAUUAAACUUUUGUGUCCUGUUGUAGGAGAGCACUAUAAUUUUCCUCCCACAUAAAUCAUAUUUAGGAUAUACUGAACUGACUCUCGAACAAUAUGUGGAUGUGACAUCUCAGUCAUCUGUCGUGCCCCCUUUGCAGCUUCCCUGCGAGUGGCCAGUGUACAAUCAACACAACAUUUACCAAUGUGUCCAAAUGAGUCAUGCUGGGAAUGACAAGAUCCUGUAUAUACUUAAAUACUUUAAAUAAGGAUUAUAAAUAUUUUUAGGCAAGUGAACCUGAUUUUGUGCAUUGUGUGCCUUAUUCACAAAAUGAACUACUACAGUAUAUAAUAUUGGCAAUGUCAGUUGGUCCUCUGUUUGUUAUUGUCAUAUACUAUAUGGGGAUUUUUUUAUACAAGCAAUUUGAAAUUCAGCAGAACGUGCGUUGGAAAAUCACCACCUUAUCUAAACUGAAUUGAUGUUGAAACAAAUUGACAAACACACCACUUGUGUGGAAAAGUCAAAAAUCAUUUGGGGUAUAAAUCCAUUUUUUCUCUCCAUUACUCCCGGUGUUGAAAAGAAUGGUGUUAAUCCACCACAUUGAGGUGCCAUGCAGUGAAUGUAUUUUCUUGACAGUGGGAUGUAGGGUGGUUAUAUCUUGCACUGUGGAGCAUUCGACUCAAUGCAGCACAUCCUGCCCACAGCCAAUGUAUUAACAGUGUUCACAUGAAAGCCGUCUGUUGGCAUUGGCAGCGGUCACGCAGAAUCUGUAAAUCCCCAGGAUUGAAGUGACAGGAAUUGUUUCUGUUGGCUGGUAGGGACGACUAAGGGGUCAUUUCUCUUAGCAAUGGGUACACCAUUUGGGUUACAUCCGCAAUCUUAUCCAAGUAUCAAUUGCCUGUUUAGCCCAAAGCCACAUUUUGUUUACAAGUGAUGAUUGUAUGUAAAGACUUUCCGCCUGUCAUCUAACCAGUGUUUGGGCUCUUUUCUACUCGACACAUGCACACUGACAUUACAGACAUACACUCAACAUACACUGCUCAACUGCCUUGUACAUUGCAAUAUGAACUGGGUCUUUCUGUUGCAAUCUAAAUUUGAAGCCUUUAUAUUUCAGUCUGAGCUCUGUGUUAUGUGCAGAUGAACCGGAUUUUGUCAUGUAAUUUUUAAUUUACAUACUGUGCAACAUGGUGAUGCAAGGCCAGCUGUAUAUAUGAUCUCCAGAGUAUUUGAGCAUGUAGAUAGGUUGUAAAGUUGUACUGUGAAUGUGUAAAUAAUAAUGAUGGUCUUUGUUUCAUGAUACCGUUUUGUUGAUUUUUUUUAACACAGCAUGUAUAGUUGAAAUAAAACAUUACUGCACAGAAA